Messenger RNA from Drosophila takahashii, 1047 nucleotides. RefSeq names its product putative N(4)-(beta-N-acetylglucosaminyl)-L-asparaginase GD10667. Gene Ontology annotation, biological process: protein deglycosylation. Gene Ontology annotation, cellular component: cytoplasm; lysosome. Gene Ontology annotation, molecular function: asparaginase activity; N4-(beta-N-acetylglucosaminyl)-L-asparaginase activity; beta-aspartyl-peptidase activity. The record is from RefSeq and is a predicted model, not a curated record. Lineage: Eukaryota; Metazoa; Arthropoda; Insecta; Diptera; Drosophilidae.
ACUGGAAAGCUCUUGCCAAUGGUUAUCAACACCUGGUCCUUUUUUGUCGCAAACGAGGAGGCGUGGCGCAUCCUGAACCUAAAAAAGGGCGGAAUUGGUCAGACGAGGGAUGCCGUGGUGGGCGGAAUUUCGGAGUGCGAGAGGCUGCAGUGCCAUAAAGAAGUGGGCUACGGUGCCAAUCCCGACGAGCGUGGAGAUGUCUCGCUGGACGCCUUGGUCAUGGAUGGCAGCACCAUGGAGAUCGGAGCAGUGGGCGAUCUUCGGCGGAUUAGGAGCGCCAUUAAGGUGGCCCGUCACGUCCUGGAGCACACUCAUCACACCCUUUUGGUGGGCGAUGGAGCCGCGGAUUUCGCCAAUGCCAUGGGAUUCCCGAACGAGACUCUGAACACUGCAGAAACCACAGCCAUGACCCAAAAUUGGACGGAGCAUAACUGCCAGCCGAACUUCUGGCGAAAUGUCUAUCCGGAUCCCAAGUCCUCAUGCGGUCCCUACAAGCCAUUGAAUUCGUGGGAUGAGCACGCUUCUCGAAAUGACCAGGUUGAGCUCGGGCCCGACAACCACGAUACCAUCACCAUGGCCGCCAUCGAUGAGGAGGGCAACAUCCACGUGGGCACUUCUACCAACGGACUAAGACACACGCUACCCGGACGUGUUGGGGAUGCGUCGAUCCCUGGAUCCGGAGCCUAUGCAGACAACGAGGUGGGCGCUGCUGUGGCCACCGGAGAUGGUGACGUCCUGAUGCGCUUUCUUCCCUCCCUCCGAGCUGUGGAGGCCAUGCGGGCGGGCAAAACGCCGGCACAGGCAGUGGAGUCGGUAAUCCAGCGAAUCCGAAAGCACAUAGAUCGUUUUGAGGGCGCCCUUAUCGCCGUGGAUCGGUUUGGAAAUUAUUCAGCUGCCUGUCAUGGUGUGGUUUAUUUAAAGCAGAGCUUCAGGUUCAUAGUUAGUAGCCCGGCCUACCCGAAUCAGCCGACGCGUAGGGAAGUUGUUAAGUGCACUACGGUACUAAAGGAAACUCCGUCCGAACUUGAUCGUCAAGUUAUUUGGUAG